AUGAGCAGAAAUUUAUAUCGUUUAACGAAUGAAAAAGAAGAAGAAGAAGAAAAAGAAAAAGAAGAAGGUGGUGGAGGAGGUGGAGGUGAAAGAGGAGGUGGAAAAUUACAUUUCGAUGUUUUCCUUUUAAAUAAUAAUAAUAAUAAUAUUAAUAAUAAUAGCAGCGGCGAUAUAACGCGUUUAUAUAAAAAUGGAAUCCAUAGAGAAAAACUCAUCGUCGUACUCGAUGACGAUGACGAGGAAAAUGGCGGCGAGGGCGAAAAAUCAAAAAAAAAUUUUUUUAAUAAAAAAAGGACGAAAUAUUAUAAAUAUUUAUUUUUUUUCACCGGAAUAUUAGCAUUCGUUUUUGGUUUUUUACUCGGUACAAUGUUACCAACAAUACUCGUUAAAAAUGGUGAUAAAAACAUUAAUAAUAAUAAUAAUACGUCACCGUACGGUAAGAAAAACAUGAUGGCGGCGGCGUCGGCGGUGACGAUGAUGAGAGAAAAUUAUAAAACGUAUCAAAGUGUAUCUGACGUAAUAGAAGGAGCAUUACCUUCGGGUUAUACGGAAAAUGACGUUAACGAAUGGCGUAAAUUUACAAGGAACACAACCGUUGUUCAAAUAAAAGAAGGCUGUGGUCGUAUGCAAAAUAGAUUAUUGAAAUUUUCCGACGGUACGAUAUCGUGUUGCAGGUAUCGUAGAAACACGGAUCAAAUCCAAGGUGAAUUAUUUAGUUAUUAUUUAGGUUUAACAUUGGGUUUGAGAAAUUUAGUACCCACAACAUUGGGUUUGGUUAAAAUGAGAGAUACAAAAUGGUCGUCGGUACGUUCGGAAAUGAUGUAUGCACAAUGGGUAGAAGAUAAACCCGUAGUACUCACGAAAUUCGUACCUAAUCUCAUAACGGCUUUCAUACCGUUCAAUUUUAGAAAUUCGAAUCGUAGACUUCAUCCAACCGACGUGUCGUAUAACACGUCACAAGUCACGGGUGACAUAUUGGAUAAUCUCGUAGAGCUCGCACAAUGGUCCGACAUGAUUAUAUUCGAUUAUUUAACCGCGAAUUUGGAUAGAGUCGUUAAUAAUUUAUAUAAUCUUCAAUGGAAUUUCGCCAUGAUGGAUGCUCCGACACAUAAUUUACGUCGUACAAUACACGACAAACUCCUCAUUUUUCUCGAUAACGAAAGCGGUCUCCUCCACGGUUACAGACUCUUAGAUAAAUACGAAUCUUAUCAUUCUGCCCUUUUGAACUCACUCUGCGUUUUUAGAAAAUCAACGGCGGAAAUAAUAAAAAACCUUUGGAAAAAUGGCAACGUUGGAGAUAUACUAUUGAAUAAAUUCAACGAAAACGAACCUGAUUUUAAAGACUAUCUACCCAGUUUGCCGGAGAAAAGCAUACAAAUAUUAAACGAAAGAAUAACCAAAGUCUAUAAUAUUAUUGAAAAAUGUGAAAGUUUAUAUUCUUCUCAUAAUAAUGAUAAUGAUAAUAAUAAUAAUAAUAAUAAUAAUAAUAAUAAUAAACCACCCGACGGUGGUUAA
This is a messenger RNA of Pediculus humanus corporis (human body louse), 1515 nucleotides long. RefSeq lists its product as uncharacterized. The coding region runs from base 1 to 1515 and encodes 504 amino acids. NCBI's taxonomy places the organism in Eukaryota, Metazoa, Arthropoda, Insecta, Psocodea, Pediculidae. Gene Ontology annotation, biological process: cell-cell signaling. The transcript is spliced from 2 exons. The record is from RefSeq and is a predicted model, not a curated record.